ACGAAUGAAAGUUGGGUUAUACUGUGGGGAGAAAAAGCGAAUUAAAUAUUUACUUGCAUUUAUAAUUAUCGCGUUAUUAUUUUCCGUUAUCAAGUGCAUGUGUAUAUAAAUAAAAAAUUUAAAAAAAUAAAAAAAAAUGGCUAAUCCAGCACAUUCUGAUAUAAUCGAAGAAGACGCAGCUGAUUUACAAUUUCCUAAAGAUUCUGAAAUGCGUGUGAUAAAUAUCGAGCCAGAUAAAUCAGUUAUAAAGGAUGAAAAUUUAACUUUAGACUCGAUUUGUCGUGGUUGCAAUUCAGAAUUGUCUGAGCCAUACAUUAAAUGUUCGAUAUGCAGUCACACAAUCUGCUCAUUAUGUUUUUCCAAUGGUUGGGAAGCUGGUGAGCAUGAAAAUAAUCAUGAUUAUCUGGUUAUUACCAAUGACUUUCCGUUGAAUGAACAGUCAGGCUGGUCAGCGCAAGAGGAAUUAUUAUUAUUUGCCGCUUUAAAAGUAUGUGGUUAUGGUAACUGGGCAGACAUCGCUAAAAGAUUACCAGGAAGAUUGCCAGAAGAAGUAGAAGCCCACUAUUUAAAGUAUUACAUUGACGAGCCAUCUUUACCCGGAUUACCAAAACUUGAAUCAUCAGUUGCCACCACCGAGACAAUAUUUUUCACAUGCAAGCUCCAUGACGUUGAAGAACCACCAAGAUUUAAACCCAAUUCGUUGAACAGCCGAGCACUGGCUGGCUACAAUGCAGCGCGCUCUGAUUUUGAAGUUAACUUUGAUAAUCAUGCGGAAUUAAUGAUUUCCAAGUUGAAGUACAACGAAUUCAGUGAAGAAGAUGACGAAGAUUAUGAACUGGGAUCGAGUCUCCAGGUUGCCAUCAUCGAAGGAUACAACAGCAGACUCAGAGAACGGGAGAGACGUAAAAAUAUAAUACGCGAGCAUGGUCUGAUUGCUGUGAGACGCACGAUGUUGUGGUUGCAGAGAUACGACCGGACGAUAACUAUUCCAGUCGCUGAAAAAAUUUUAAAAAUAAUGCAGUUGGUAAAUGGACUUGACUUGGAUUAUAUAAUGGAGUGCCUGCAUCACGCGGGAGAAAUUAAAAAUUACAUUAAGAAGUUGCAUGAGUUUCGAAAGAAUGGUUUGAAAAAUUUUUACAGCAUUACGAUGUACCAGAAAUUGAGAAAACUAAGACGUGAGCACGAGAAAGAUAAACGCUUGUAUGUCAUUAACAUUGAGCAAUCUUUCAAAAAUUUGUUGAAUGGCAAUAAUUUGAGUGCUGGGAAUAAUAGUUCAGUUGGCAACGUUUGUCAGCGUAAAAAACCACCGCCGUUGGAAAUAGAAGGGGCGCCUUGUUAUGAUAAACUUGAUGAUGCUGAGAGAGAGCUUUGUUCUAAUGUACGCAUCCUGCCGGAAAGUUAUCUUGAGUUCAAAAAUUUAUUGAUAAGUGAAAACAAAAAAAUGGGACACUUGAAACUCGCUCAGGCACGGACCUUAUUGAAAAUAGACGUUAAUAAAACGAGAAAAAUAUUUGACUUUUUAGCACAGCUCGGUUAUAUUACAAAACAUCAAUAAUUUAUUUAUUUUUAUUUUUUUAAGAAUUUGAAAACGCUGAAACGCUGUUGAUAUCGGAAGUUCAACUGCUGCUCCAGCACAGAAAAGCGCAGAACGAGUUGGCUGAAG
Messenger RNA from Microplitis demolitor, 1663 nucleotides. RefSeq names its product DNA-directed RNA polymerase II subunit Rpb4 (gene Ada2a). The transcript is spliced from 3 exons. The record is from RefSeq and is a predicted model, not a curated record. Gene Ontology annotation, molecular function: nucleotide binding; transcription coactivator activity; chromatin binding. Gene Ontology annotation, biological process: chromatin remodeling; mRNA export from nucleus in response to heat stress; transcription initiation at RNA polymerase II promoter. NCBI's taxonomy places the organism in Eukaryota, Metazoa, Arthropoda, Insecta, Hymenoptera, Braconidae. The coding region runs from base 137 to 1555 and encodes 472 amino acids. Gene Ontology annotation, cellular component: RNA polymerase II, core complex; P-body; SAGA-type complex.